AUGGACGACCAAGGAGCGUCAAGUUCUGGAGGUCUCCAAAAUGGCGACUCUUCACAGAUAUUCGACCCGCCAUUCACAUAUACAAAACAGCUCACAACCACCCAGUACAUCGACGAUGCUGUCACGAAGCCUAUGCUCAACAACUACGUUCGCGUUGCCAGGGUUGGCGGUGGCCAGCAUGGCGAGGUCUAUCUGUGCUACAGACUCGACACGCGAUUCCCUGAAGACGAUCCAAAUCGCCGGCUACCUGUAGCGAUGAAGUCGGUCAAGAGGAACAAUCCCAAGGCUGAGCGCUACAAGCGGCUCAUGGAGCAGUCAAAACGCCUCCCCCAACGUUCGCAAGAUCGCGUCCCACUCGUAGACAAACUCGGGACGACAGAGCAGAAGAUCAGGAAGGAGAUUGCUAUCAUGAAGAAGCUGAGGCAUCCCCAUGUUGUUCGCCUUUACGAGGUCAUAGACGACAGGUUGAAGGAUAAAAUCUACAUGGCUAUGGAAUACCUGGGAGGUGGAGAAGUCAAGUGGAGGAACGACAGGAGCGAGCCGGUGCUAACCGUCGCUCAGACACGGAGGAUUAUUAGAGAUGCAGUAUUGGGCCUCGAAUAUCUGCAUUAUCAGGGAAUAAUUCACCGGGACAUCAAGCCCGCCAACCUCCUCUGGACAGAAGACAGAAGCCAGGUCAAGAUUGGAGACUUUGGCGUGUCCCACUUUUCCUACGCACAACGCCUGGCCGGCGCUGGGAAAGACUCAUCAGAAGCAGACGAUGACGAUGUCUUGCUGAUUGACGACUCGGAUCUGUCAAAGCGGGCUGGAACGCCCUCCUUCCUCGCCCCUGAGGUCAUUUGGGAAUUCAGUACUCUCACCACCUCCCCUGUCAGCUCGUCCACAUCACUUCCAAGAGCGAAUAGCUCCACGACGGUCCAAAGCCUCUAUUCGCAACCUCGGCCUCCCAUAACCAAGUCGAUCGACAUCUGGGCACUCGGCGUCACCCUCUACUGCCUCCUCUUUGGGAAGGUACCAUUCACUACCCAUGGAACUGAAUUCGAAUUGUAUCGGAUAAUCCUCAAUUGUGACUGGGAUGUUGAUGCGACUAUGGGUGCCGAUAGAAUCCCCACUGGAGGACGCCAACCCGACUUGAGCGCGCCUGGGGGAGCAGCCAUCCACCUUCUCGAUCGUUUUCUCCAAAAGGACUACAAGGAGCGCAUAACCCUCGACGAGGUUAAGCCCCUGAUUGGCGAUACGCAGUCGCAUUCGUGGAUUCUAGAGGACCUCCCAGACCCGGAACGGUGGCUGCGUGCCACGUCGACUACCCCGAAGAUUAAGGUCACCAAAGAGGAGACUUCCGGUGCUAUGUCCCUCGUCCAUUUCAAAUGGAAUUGGGGCGCCCGUGUUACUCAACGAAUCUCGAGCAUGUUCUCGAAACCCCGACAGCGCAACUCUCGUAAUCCUGAAACCCGUCGUGAACCCCGAGACCCACCAGGUGCCAUCGUCUCCGAUCCACGUAUGCGGUUGCCGCGGCCCAGUAACCGUCGGCCAACAGUGUCUUCCAGCCACAGUGUGUACCAUGUCGCCUCGAGCCCCGGUUUGUUCCCGCCUAAUGGGAAGAAGGAUAAGGGGAAGAAGAAGGAAGAGACUCGGAGCCUACAUUCCCUCCAGGACCCUGCGAUCGGAAAGCGACAACGAUCAGCCAACUUUUCAUCGACUACCGACCAUAGCAGCGGGCCUUCGUCAUCAGUGUCGACUCCCUCGGCCGAGCGACCGGUGGUACAGAGUCUCCGGACAUGGUUCAAUAAAAUCACUCCUCGAGGCUCUGGAAAGUCUUCUACGCCUCAAGUCGGUUUCGCUCCUGGUCAAGCCCAUCACCAUCAUCAUCAUCAUCGACAUAACCAUCACCGCCCACCUCGAGAUGCAAGCAAGACGUCUCGCGCGGACCCGGCGAGGGGGGGGAGCGAAAUAGCAUUAGGAGAUAUCCCCAAUGUUCAUACAGACGUUAAUGGCGAUAGUGGCCUACUCACCGCUGCACGACGAGCAUCAAGUUGGGGCCAAGGCGACGAGCCGCUGGAGUUUACUGAGGUCAUGAGUGUCACCUCGACAGAAGUGCAGCUCAAUGACCAGGACUUCGUGGUCGGCGCGGGCGGUGUGGAGCCUCGGGUGGGGUACACGCCUCGACCUCGACCCGCGACGAGCUAUAUCCCUUCUCGACCCUCGGAUGACGAAGAAGCCGGUCCGUCGAACUAUCAAGAGCUGAACGUUCGAAACAUAGAGGACAUGGGCGAUUUCGAUGAUUCAUCUUCGAUCGCGAGUGGGUAUGGUGAAGGGCCAGAGGCGCGGUGGGUCAGUACAAUUGGAGACGACGGCGGGGAAAGCGGGUCCUGCAACAGUCACCGCAGCUCGCAGGAGCAGGAGCGGUCACCCCACCGAAGAAGCUCGGGGUCCACACGACGCUCGGAUCCGUUGGACGACGAGGAUGGCGACCUGGACAGUUCAGAUGAGGAGCAGGAGAUAGGAGUGACAUUUUCCCCUCGGAAGCGGCCAUAUCCCAACGAGGCCGAUGCCCCACCAUGA
Molecule: messenger RNA, 2562 nt
Organism: Coprinopsis cinerea okayama7#130
Lineage: Eukaryota; Fungi; Basidiomycota; Agaricomycetes; Agaricales; Psathyrellaceae
Product: other/CAMKK/ELM protein kinase
Exons: 6
Coding region: 1-2562 (853 amino acids)
Biological process (GO): protein phosphorylation
Molecular function (GO): ATP binding; protein kinase activity
Source: RefSeq, a predicted model, not a curated record